Molecule: messenger RNA, 16868 nt
Organism: Hemibagrus wyckioides
Lineage: Eukaryota; Metazoa; Chordata; Actinopteri; Siluriformes; Bagridae
Gene: zfhx3b
Product: zinc finger homeobox 3b
Exons: 10
Coding region: 519-12086 (3855 amino acids)
Biological process (GO): brain development; regulation of neuron differentiation; regulation of transcription by RNA polymerase II
Cellular component (GO): nucleus
Molecular function (GO): RNA polymerase II cis-regulatory region sequence-specific DNA binding; DNA-binding transcription factor activity, RNA polymerase II-specific; zinc ion binding
Source: RefSeq, a predicted model, not a curated record
UUCUCCCUCCCUCCCUCCCUCUCUCUCUCUCCCUCGCGCUCUCCUUUGCUGAAUCUUAUUGAUCCAGAAGGUGGCUAAUUAGCCCUUCCCGUCGUGCCUGUGUAAUGAAGCACAUGCGCACUGAAUUAAUCACAGCCAUUUUUUUUGCAGGAAACUAAUUAGCAGGAAUAAAGAUCCAAAGAGUUUUUUUUUCCUUUUCAAUCAUCAGAUCUCACUUUCACCUCUUCCUCUCUCCCUCUAACACGAGACUCAUCGCCCGCUUUGCAUCCAAAUUAUUUUUAUAUUGCCUUUACAACUAAUACUUCGGCUCUUUUUUUUUCUCCUCUCCCCUCUCUACUCGCCGCAACAACAAUGAUCUUUCUUUUAGCAUCCUAAACGCAAACUGACCAAAAGGGACUGCCUUGAUGGGAUCUUUAGCCAAACCGUCUCAAUACUGGAUUAAAAAGCAAAGCGAAGGAUCUCAAAGCGGCAGCAAAAACAUUGCCUGGAUGCGAUGAACGCCUCAUGUAGGCAUCAGCAUGGAAAGCUGUGAGUCUCCCGUGGUUUCUGGGACAGACGAUGGGCUCAGCUCCUCAACCACCUCCCAGCAGCCUCAGCAGCAUCCUCCUCAACCCUGGAACGAUCGCCCUAGUGCACAGGUCACUCCCAGCAACCACCCCCCUUCCUUGGAUCCCCUGUCUCUCUCAGCUCAGCUCCAGAGCUCUAGCACGCCUCGUGAGGUUGUGAGAGAACAGAGACAACAGCAGCAGCAAACACGGACCCCAUCCCAGGCUACCACUGACAGCUCCAACAGCAGCCAACUGCACCCCAGACGAGAGGGGUUGGAGGAGGAGGAGCAGGAGGCAGGGAGCUGUGGAGAGGACGACGACGACUUGGAGGACUUGGACGAUAUGGAGAUUGACAACUGUUUUCCGAGUUUGCAGCCCUUCCCAGGCAUACCUCUAGCUCCAGUAGGAGGGGGCAUGCCCACUCUCAUGCGGCAGCAGCCUAUCCAGCGGAGGGAUGCUAUGGAAAGUGGGAGUGAAGAAGGAGAGGAAGAGGAGGAAGAAGAGAGCAGCGAUGUGGAAAACCUAGCUGGGGAAAUUGUCUACCAGCCUGAUGGCUCAGCUUACAUUGUGGAAAGCCUAAGCCAGCUUAUCCAAAGUGAUGGGGGCAUGACAUCUAGUAUGCUUCCCUCUAAUUUUCUCUCUGGUGGUGGUAAAACAGGGGAGCCUGCCGGAACCUCCUCAUCAGUUUACCCUCAGAUCAUCAACACGUUCCACAUAGCCUCAUCUUUUGGAAAGUGGUUUGGCUCCUCAGACCAAGGUUUCCCCAAUACCUCAACUACGGCAGGCCAUAGUCCUGUACUGCACAGUUUCCGCGUUUUUGAUGUGCGGCACAAAAGCAACAAGGAUUAUCUAAACAGCGACGGGUCUGCCAAGAAGUCUUGUGUAUCCAAAGAUGUUCCCAACAAUGUGGAUUUCUCUAAAUUUGACGGGCUAGCCCUUUACGGUAAAGGCAAGCCUAUUCUCAUGUGUUUUCUCUGCAAACUGUCCUUUGGUUAUGCUCGCUCCUUCGCCACUCACGCUGUCCAUGAUCAUCGCAUGACCUUGUGUGAGGAUGAGCGUAGGCUUUUGAGCCACAAGCACGCGUCUGCCAUUAUACAGGGCAUUGGUAAGGACAAAGAGCCCCUAAUUAGCUUCCUGGAACCAAAAAACAAGAGCUCUCCUCCGCCACCCAACCUAGUGCCGAUGAACUCAGGCCAGAGCUUCUUUGGCACAUUCAGUGGAGUACAUUUAGAGGCGGGGAGCAAUAGUGGAGGAGGUGAAGGCCUCCUCAACAAAGACUCUGAUUCCGGUCUCCAGCAACAAGCCCUGCUUGCCCUGGGAGGCCUUGGAAGUCCCAAGCCACCAUCUCUUACCUCAACCCCAGGUCCUGCCAAAGACUCCAUUACCCUGCCCAAGGCUCAGGGAGGGAGAACAGAGGGGCCUGUGGGAAAAGAGGGGACUCAGAGAGGGGAGGAUAGGGACAUGGAGCCCUGUGAAAGCAAAACUCUAAUUCAUGGUGAGGAGGUGGCCUCUGAGGAAGAUGAUGAACUUCUUUUAGAAGAAGAGGAUGAUGACAUGGAAGACGAUGGCACUGCGGUGGCCUGUGGUGGCAGUAGCAGCAGUGGUGGUGGACAAGUCGGGGAACCAGCUGUCUCAAACCAAAGUAUUUCCAAAUCUCCUUUAUUAAUGCCUAGUAGCGCUCUUCAGCCUUCUGCCUGUCCUUCUGCAGCCAGCCCCACACUUAACAGCAAAGUCCCAGCUUCCAUGUGUUCUUCUUCUGUCAGGGGAUCUGAAGAGGGAAUGGCUGCAGAUGGUGGAGGGAGGUCAUCAGAGCCCCCACUGAGCUUUAACUGCCAGGGGCCCACUGUCCCCAUGGCAAUGGCGGCAGCCACCAGAAGAGGAGGUGAGGAGGAUGGAGCCGCAUGCUCCUCAGCAGGAACUUCCUCCCCUCUCACCUCCAACACUGCCGCUGAUGAAAGUGCCAAUCGAGAUAGUGCCACAGCUCCAGAACCAAAUGAAUGCCUGGCAGAGGGAGAUGAUGACAGUGGUGCCCACCUGCACCACCUUCACCACCAUCAUCACCACCCACACCCUUCACCACAAUCCCACCCCAAUUCCCAGCAUGCAGGAACCUGCGACAUUACUGGGGUGGGUGAGUGCACCCAGAACCAUGGGGCUGCAGCCAGUGGAGGAAAUGGGGUUGAGUGCCCCAAAUGUGACACUGUAUUGGGCUCGUCACGCUCCCUGGGUGGCCAUAUGACGAUGAUGCAUUCACGCAACUCUUGCAAGACACUGAAGUGUCCCAAGUGCAACUGGCAUUACAAGUACCAGCAGACCCUGGAGGCCCACAUGAAGGAGAAGCACCCAGACUCCGGGAACUCCUGUGUGUACUGCAGCAGUGGACAGAGCCAUCCACGUCUGGCUCGGGGUGAGAGCUACACCUGUGGCUACAAGCCCUUCCGUUGUGAGGUCUGCAAUUACUCCACCACCACAAAGGGCAACCUGAGCAUCCACAUGCAGUCGGAUAAGCACCUCAACAACAUGCAGACCCUGCAAAAUGGAGGUUCCAUUCCUACAGCCAGUGAGCAGGUGUUCGGGCAUACACCUGGUGGUGUGGUGUCAGUUCCAUCAGCCACCCAGGCCAGCAGUCACCACCCAAGCCACCACCACCAUCCAGCACAGUCGUCCACUCACAUAGCUGGGCCUUGUGGAGCUCCUUCACCCACCAAGCCCAAGAGCAAACCCACUUGGCGCUGCGAGGUGUGUGACUACGAGACCAAUGUGGCCCGCAACCUACGCAUCCACAUGACUAGUGAGAAGCACAUGCACAACAUGAUGCUACUUCAGCAGAAUGUCACACAGAUGCAACACGGACGUCUGGGCCUGGGGGCCAUGCACACGCCCUCUGAGGCAGAGCUUUACCAGUACUACCUGACCCAAAACAUGAGCCUGCCUCCAGGUCUGAAGAUGGAUCCUACUGGAGCCGAUGCCCAAUUCUUGCUAGGCGGAUUCCCCCUGGAUCCUAAUAUGGCUUCCUUGGCUCCAGCAUUAGUAGGAGGGGACAUUCCCAUGGACAUACGUCUAGGCGGUGGGCAGCUAGUUUCCGAGGAGCUGAUGACCCUGGGUGAGAGCCUGUCGCAGACCACUGACCCAUCUCUGAAGCUCUUCCAAUGUGCCGUGUGCAACCGGUUCACCACUGACAACCUGGACAUGCUGGGCUUGCACAUGGGCGCAGAGCGAACGCUGCCUGAGGACGAGUGGAAGGCUGUGGUGGGCGACUCGCACCAGUGCAAGCUGUGCCGCUACACCACACAGCUGAAGGCCAACUUCCAGCUGCACUGCAAGACUGACAAACAUGUGCAGAAGUACCAGCUGGUAGCCCACAUUAAGGAGGGCGGCAAGGGUAAUGAGUGGCGCCUAAAAUGCGUGGCCAUUGGGAACCCAGUUCACCUCAAGUGCAACGCCUGUGACUACUACACCAACAGCCUGGAGAAGUUGCGCAUGCACACUGUCAAUUCACGCCACGAGGCCAGCCUCAAGCUGUACAAGCACCUGCAGCAGCAUGAGAGCGCGGUGGAGGGCGAGGCCUGCUAUUACCACUGCGUCUUGUGUAACUACUCCACCAAGGCCAAGCUCAACCUCAUCCAGCAUGUGCGAUCCAUGAAGCACCAGCGCAGCGAGAGCCUGCGGAAACUGCAACGCCUGCAGAAAGGACUGCCAGAGGAGGAGGAGGACCUGAGCACCAUCUUCACCAUCCGCAAGUGUCCCUCCGCCGAUAUCGGCGAGCUGAGUGAGGAUGUGGAGGCUGCCAGCGAGACCACCACAGACCAGGAGGACCAAACCAAAGACAGAGAGUGUGGGGGGGAGAAGGAGCUCACCAAAGGGACAGCUGCAGGAUCCAGCCUGUCAGAAAGGGAUCAGGUCGAUUCACCGAUUCCCUCCAAGCGGCCUCCUUCAGCAUCCGGGGCUUCAGAGAGCUCCCUCUCUUCCAAGCGUCCCCGGACAUCCGACAAGAGCGCUGGGGAGCAGAUGUACCAGUGUCCCUACUGUAAGUUCACCAACACCGAUCUAAACCGUCUGAGGAUGCACGUGAUGACCCAGCACUCGGUGCAGCCCAUGCUGCGAUGCCCGCUAUGCCAGGACACGCUUAACAACAAGGUCCACCUGCAGUUCCACCUCACGCACCUCCACAGCGUGGCACCGGACUGCGUCGACAAGCUCAUAGCCACCGUGGCAACAUCGGAGGUACUGCCAGCAAGCAUGUUCAUACCAGUCCCAGGACCGGAGAAAGACACUCAGAACACACCCCAAUCCUUGUCUAACUCAACCUCUGAAAGCACAAAGAAACAAACAGAAGCUGCAGAGGUUGAAGCUGAUAAAGGAAUUUCUCUGGUCUCAGACAUAAUUGAAUCUCGCAAGUCACCUCUUGAAGAGCAACAUCCUGCAAGAGACGACACUACUGGUUUCCUUUGCUGGAAAAAGGGCUGUAAUCAAGUAUUCAAAUCCUCCAACGCUCUCCAGCUACACUUCAAUGAGGUCCAUAACAAAAGGCCUCAACUCCCUGUCUCUGACCGCCACGUUUACAAGUACCGUUGCAACCAGUGCAGUUUGGCAUUCAAGACAAUUGAGAAAUUGCAAUUGCAUUCCCAGUACCACGUCAUCAGAGCAGCCACCAUGUGUUGUCUCUGUCAGCGCAGUUUCAGGACGCUACAGGCCUUGAAAAAACACCUGGAGUCAAGUCACCUUGAACUGAGUGAAGCUGAUAUUCAGCAGCUCUAUGGAGGCCUACUAAUGAAUGGAGACCUCAUGGUUAUUGGUGAUCCUUCACUUGGAGAGGACCAAGGAGGUCUCAUUGAAGAUGAGAAAGAAGGAGAGGACAGUGAUCCCGAGGAGAAACAGAGUCCAACUGGCAGUGACUCUGGAUCAUUACAAGAGGAUUCAGGAUCUGAGCCCAAGCGAGCGCUGCCAUUUAGAAAAGGUCCCAAUUUCACCAUGGAGAAAUUCUUAGACCCUUCUCGUCCUUUCAAGUGUACGGUCUGCAAAGAGUCUUUUACCCAGAAGAAUAUUCUUCUGGUACAUUAUAACUCUGUGUCACACUUGCAUAAGGUCAAACGGGCUCUGCAGGAAUCCACUACAGGUCAACCGGAACCAACCAGCAGUCCUGAUAAUAAGCCCUUCAAAUGCAGCACUUGCAACGUCGCAUACAGUCAAAGCUCUACACUGGAGAUUCACAUGCGUUCUGUCCUGCACCAGACCAAAGCCAGGGCAGCCAAACUUGAAGCGGCAGGUGGAGGCUCCAGUUCUGUCAACAGUGGCGCUUUAAGUGGAGGCACCUCAAAUAGCACUUCAACUCCCAGCCCCAUCCCAUCAUCUAACUCAACCAGCUCGAGCAACAAUAGCUGCUCUCCAGCAGGGGUUCAGACAGCACAGAGCAUUCUGGGGGGAAACCAACUGAGUCAGUCUCAGAACCUUGAGACCAUGUCUAACUCCACUUCUCAUCCUCCGCCUUCUGAGAACCACGAGGUGAAAAAAAAGAAAUUUGCAGACAUGCUGUCCUCAAGAGGUCACCAGCAGCUCCAACAGCAGCAGCAGCAGUUGGCACAGGCUCAAGCUCAAGCUCAGGCCCAACUUCAGCAAGAGCUCCAACAGCAAGCGGCCCUCCUUCAGUCCCAGCUGUUCAACCCACUACUCCAGCACUUCCCUAUGACAGCAGAUGCGCUUUUGCCCCUUCAGCAGCAACAGCUCCUGUUUCCUUUCUAUAUCCCUGGGGCAGAAUUCCAGCUGAACCCAGAAAUGAACUUGAACAGUUCUUCACUUAACCUAAGUGGCUCUGCUGCCUCUUUGUUGGAGGAGCAAAAGAACCAGGCCCAGCAGGCCCAACAGAGCUGCCUACAACAGCAACUGAUGCAUCAUCACCUUCAGCAACAGCACCAAGCCCAUUCUCACUCCCAGGCAUCAAGCCAAAUGGCUUUACUUCAGCAGAGCGCAUCUCUGUCACACCCUGUAGAAAAAAAACCAAAGUCGCUUGUUCCUCACAGUGAGAAGGACAGAGAUCUGCCAAAGGAUAAAGAAAUUAUUGAUAAAACAGAGGACCAUGCUCCAAAGGAUAUCCCAGAAAAUUUAAAGUCCAAAGAAAAGAAAGAUAUACCACAGAAUAUAGCUAAUUUGAAUCAGGACAAUGGAUGCCUUCCACCAAGGAUUGCGUCAGAUGCUCGUGGUAAUGCCACCAAAGUGCUAUUGGAGAAUUUUGGAUUUGAAUUAGUCAUUCAGUACAACGAGAACAAACAGAAAGCUCAGAGAAAGCACACAGGAUCUGUGUCUGGAUCAACUGCAUCUGGUGGUAUCACUAGAGUUGUGGACCCAGUUGAGGGACUGGAGAAAUUGGAAUGUGAGGCCUGCGGAAAACUCUUUUCCAACAUAUUAAUACUAAAAAGUCACCAGGAGCAUAUCCAUCAGGCCUUCUUCCCAUUUAGAUCACUAGAGAGGUUUGCUAAGGAGUACAGAGAACAAUAUGACAAGCUAUACCCACUAAGACCACAAACACCUGAGGCUGCUCCUCCCCCACCACCACCUCCUCCUCCCCCGCCGCCACCACCUCCUCCACAGAGGGUACCGACACCAAAUAUUCCUGUCUCAACCCCAGCACUUACUCCACCAACUGCUUCAACCCCACAGCCCCCAGGUCCACUACCUCAGAUUCCAAUGCCAAUGGAUCUUCCUCUCUUCUCUCCACUCAUGAUGCAGCCAAUGUCCCUCCAGUCACUGCCUUCUCAAAUUCCAGCGCAGUUACAAGCUGUUGAGCCUGGUCUAGCCACUGAUCUUGCACAUCUGUACCAGCAGCAGCUCACACCUGCUAUGCUGCAGCAGCAGCAGAAUAAGAGGCCCCGCACCCGUAUUACAGAUGACCAGCUAAGGGUUCUAAGACAGUACUUUGACAUAAACAAUUCACCAAAUGAGGAACAAAUAAAAGAAAUGGCAGACAAGUCAGGACUUCCACAGAAAGUUAUUAAGCACUGGUUUCGGAAUACUCUCUUCAAAGAGCGACAGCGCAACAAAGACUCCCCCUAUAAUUUCAACAAUCCCCCUAUCACUACUCUGGAAGAUGUCAAAAUUGACUCUAAACCGCCUUCACCUGAACCCCAAAAACCAGAGUGCUAUGGCAGUAAGAGGUCCACAAGGACUAGGUUCACAGACUACCAGCUUCGAGUAUUGCAGGAUUUCUUUGAUGCUAACGCAUACCCUAAAGAUGACGAAUUUGAACAGCUGUCCAAUCUUUUGAGCCUACCAACUAGGGUCAUUGUUGUUUGGUUCCAGAAUGCCAGACAAAAAGCUCGUAAAAAUUAUGAGAACCAGGGUGAUGGAGCAAAAGAUGGUGAGCGGCGUGAGCUGUCCAAUGACCGAUACAUUCGCACUACUAACUUGAACUAUCAGUGCAAGAAGUGCAGUCUGGUCUUCCAGCGGAUAUUUGAUCUUAUUAAACAUCAAAAGAAGCUUUGCUACAAAGAUGAGGAUGAGGAAGGGCAAUAUGACAGUCAAAAUGAAGACUCUCUUGACCUCUCACACGAAUACUUUUCAUCCUCUGGGUCAUCAGGUCACACACCGAUGUCAUCGUCCUCAAGCCUCUGCCCUCUUCCACCUUCAUCAACAUCAUUCUCUCACAUGACAUCAUCUGAGAAGGUCGAAGCUACAUCCACAAAUACAUCAAACACGUUUGAUGAGAAAUCCAAAAAUUCUGCAGAACCGUCUCUGGGUCCAAGAGAGCAGUCAUCACUGAAACAAGAAGGCAGUCAACCAGCUGAGAUUCCACAACAGAAAGCACCACGAGAGGAAAAGGUUCAACAUGCCCCAAAGAACACAAAGCUUUCUUCACCUUCCCUCUCUCAACAGCAACAACAUAGCACUGCUUCAGCUUCUGCUGCCCAUACCAGCCAAAACCCCUCCCAAAGUUCUCUGAUGGCUCUUAAUUCCCAUUUAGCCUCACAGCAGCAGCUGGCCCAGCAAAUGAUUCCCUACCAGUGUGAGCAAUGUAAACUUGCUUUUCCCUCAUUUGAGCACUGGCAAGAACACCAGCAGCUUCACUUCUUGAGCGUCCAAAACCAAUUUAUUCAUCCACAGUUCUUGGACCGACCAAUGGACAUGCCUUUUAUGUUAUUUGACCCCAGCAACCCUUUGCUGGCUAGCCAGCUACUAGCUGGAGCAUUGCCACAAAUACCCAGCAGCUCUGCUACUUCUCCGUCCACACCUACAUCCACCAUGAACUCCCUAAAGAGAAAGCUAGAGGAAAAGGCAGGCACUAGUCCAGGGGAAAAUGAUAGCACCAACAGUGGGGAAGAACCACAAAGAGACAAACGUCUCCGAACCACUAUUACACCAGAGCAGCUUGAGAUCCUUUACCAGAAAUAUUUACUAGAUUCUAACCCUACCCGAAAGAUGCUUGACCAUAUUGCUCAUGAGGUGGGGCUCAAGAAACGGGUCGUGCAAGUAUGGUUCCAAAACACCAGAGCCAGGGAAAGAAAAGGACAGUUUCGGGCUGUCGGGCCAGCUCAAGCCCAUCGCCGUUGCCCCUUUUGUCGCGCCCUCUUCAAAGCUAAAACUGCCUUGGAAGCCCACAUCCGUUCACGCCACUGGCAUGAGGCAAAGCGUGCUGGUUACAACAUAACACUCACUGGUUUACUAUCUGAACAAGAUGGGAUGCACUUGAAGAUGGAUCCGCAGGAUAUUGUUAACUUCUCUCAUAUUGGUUCUUCUAAUAAUGAUGGCCAGUGCUCAUCUCUGUCACCUGUGAGUAAAACCAUGGACUUGUCUCCCAGAGCACUUUUAAGUCCAACAUCAAUUAAGGUUGAGGGAAUGGAGGAGUUUGAAAGCCCAACCAUGUCAUCAGUAAACAUUAGCUUUGAUCAGAGCAAGCUUGAUAAUGAUGAUUGUUCUUCUGUGAACACUGCAAUUACUGACACCACUACCGGUGAUGAGGCAAAUGCAGAGAAUGACAGUGCUGAUAUGAAGCACAGCCACAACAGUGGAGAUUUCUUGUCUAAGACUGGCGGAUCAGUCCCGUCUCUUGAGAACGAUGACCAGAUGUCUUCAGGACUAGUGAGCCCUGCAACAAGUUAUUAUGCAAAGGACUUUGAAAAUGAAAACAUGGUGGAUUACAGUGAAACAUCUAGUCUGGCUGACCCCUGCUCACCAAGCCCUGGGGCAUCUGGAAGUAGAAGUAUUGACAGUGGAGAAAGGCCAGGGCAAAAGCGCUUCCGAACUCAGAUGACUAACCUCCAGCUGAAAGUCCUUAAGUCAUGCUUCAGUGAUUAUAGGACCCCUACAAUGUUGGAGUGUGAGGUACUCGGCAAUGACAUUGGACUCCCAAAAAGAGUUGUACAGGUCUGGUUCCAGAAUGCUCGCGCUAAAGAAAAGAAAGCCAAACUCAGUAUGGCCAAGCACUUUGGAAUCAACCAGACUUCUUAUGAGGGACCUAAGACAGAGUGCACCUUGUGUGGUGUGAAAUACAGUGCACGUCUCUCAGUGCGGGACCACAUCUUCUCCCAGCAACACAUCUCCAAGGUGAAGGAGACUAUUGGAAGCCAGCUUGACAAAGAGAAAGAGUACUUUGACCCAGCCACUGUCCGUCAGCUAAUGGCACAGCAAGAGAUGGAUCGCAUCAAGAAAGCCAAUGAGGUUCUUGGUCUUGCACAACAACAAGCCAUGCAGCAACAAGGGAUGUUUGACAGUCCAGCCUUGCAAGCCCUAAAUUUGCAGUCGGCCUAUCCAAAUCUGCAAGGAAUACCCCCGGUUCUCCUGCCAGGGGUUGGAAGCCCUUCCCUUCCAGGUUUUAACUCUACUAACUCAGCUUUAACCCCUCCAAAGCCUCCCAACAUUCUAAACAUGUCCGGUGCCAGUGUACCUUCACCCAGUCUACCCACAUCUGGUUUACCCAACAAGAUCCCCUCUUCUUCCUCCUUGGCCUCACCCAGCCCAGCUCAGGCCAGCACUUCUGUUGCCCACUCAACUACUACUACCACACCCACAUCAAACUCCCUGACCACCCAACUAGGCCCCCGGGCUGAUCCUCUCAAAGAGCGUGAAACUGAGAAAGCCAGGGAGAAAGAGAAGCCCAAGGAAAAAGUCGAGAAGCCCUCCACACCAUCCUCAACUGCGGGUACUCCUGCUCCCUCCACUUCUGCUGCCAGUGCCAAGAAAGAAAAACCCGACACAGCUGUCCCAGCCACCUCAAUGCCAACACCUGGCAUGGAGUACGUGGUUGAUCCUGCUCAGCUUCAAGCUCUGCAGGCUGCUUUAGCAUCAGAUCCAACAGCACUGCUUACCAGCCAGUUCCUGCCCUAUUUUAUGCCAGGUUUCUCUCCGUAUUAUGCCCCUCAGAUUCCAGGGGCCCUUCAAGGUGGAUACCUUCAGCCUAUGUAUGGCAUGGAAAGUCUUUUCCCCUACAACCCAGCUUUAUCACAAGCCCUGAUGGGGUUAUCACCAGGAUCACUGCUCCAGCAUUACCAGCAAUAUCAACAGAGCCUGCAGGAAGCACUUCAGCAGCAGCAGCGACAGCUUCAGCAAAUCCAGCAACCGAAAGCAAGCCAAACCCCAGCUUCUUCUCAGCCCUCGGUGGACCGCAAAGAUUCUGCCAAAGAUCCAGUAAAAACAGAGGAGAAGAAAGGCACUCUCCCAGUUGAUACCUCUUCACAUAAUAACUUACCCCCUGAGCAGCAUGAAGUGGAUGGUAAAGGUGCAGACCCCCUUCUUGACCAAUACAUUGUCCCCAAAGUUCAGUAUCGGCUGGCGUGCCGCAAGUGUCAAACUGUUUUCAGCAAGGAGGAAGCAGCUAUCAGCCACCUGAAGUCAAUCUGCUUUUUUGGUCAGUCUGUGGCAAACCUGCAAGAGAUGUUGCUUCGAGUCCCCAGCAGUGGCAGUUCAGCUGAGGGUAGCCUCUAUGACUGCCUGGCUUGUAAUGUCACUCUGGAUGGGGACAAGGCACUUAGUCAACACCUGGAUUCAUCCUUGCACAAACACAGAACAAUCACGCGAUCAGCCGGAAAUGCCAAAGAGCACGCUACUAGUUUAUUACCUCACUCUUCAGCCUGCUUCCCCGAUCCUAACACCGCAUCUACCUCGCAGUCUGUCACCCACCCAAACAACACCACGACAUCUCCCCCGCCAACGACGUCAAACACCACGCCAUCCUCAUCUGUGUCUGCAUCCUCAUGCUCCUCUGCCACAGCUGCCACACUUAACACCACAGCUGCCAGCAAACCCUGGCCCCAGGCCCCUUUCUCUAAAGCUUUAGCUGGAAAGCCCAAUGCCACCCCUUCGACAUCAUCCUCUUUUCCUCCAGUAUCCUCACCUUCAACGGUUACCUCAAGUUCAUUGAGCACCUCAGGGGUUCAGACCUCGAUACCAACAGACGUCUUUACCGACGACUCUGACUCGGACAGCAGUCAGAAAUCAGCAGACAGGCUGGGCAGGUUGGCAGAGGAGCCACAGCAGCCCAGCUGUCUCAAAGACAGUGAUAGUUGUAGUAGUAAUAUGGCUAGUGUAGGAACAGACUCCAUCAGACUGUAAAAGAGCUUUCAACGAUGGACAAUAUUUUAAAAAACAAAAAACAAAAAAACAAAUAAAACACAAAAGCUAAAAAAAGCGGCGAUGUUUAAAAUAUGUUUAAAAGUAUACGAACCAAUUUCAGAAGAAAAAAAAAGAUGUGUAAAGACUAACUGCAAUUCCAAAGCUUGUAACCAAAAAUUUAAAUGUUAGUGGAUUGUUUUCCCAUAUGAACAUGCUGGUUUUAAUUUGUUUCAACUUAAGUAUAUAGCUAUAUGUAUACACAUAUAUUAAAUUAACGAAAGAAGAACACUGCAGUUAACAUGCGGAUAAUGCUAAGGGAAUGCUGCAUUGCAAAGGACUGCCUCAAAAACCACACAAAUCAGAUGGGCCCCAGAUUCUGUCUAUACAAAGAAGAACGAGAUAACGAUGCACACCUUGUUUUGCAUAGGUACGUCCACCUAAUAGCACAGUCACACAAAGCCAGUAUGUACUGUAUGGGAGAAUAGUCUUACAGUUUUCUUGCUAUCUAAGCAUUCAAAUACCAAUGGCUUGCUAAUGAAAAAAAAAAGAAUGAUGUAAUGUCUAUUUUAUUCUCAGGUCAACAGCUCACAACCUUUUUUUUUUUUUUUUUAUGUUACGUUAUUUUAUUCAUUUUGUUCCUGACAAACGACAAAACGUUUCUGUUUUUGUUUUUUUGGGGUUUUUUUUGUAUUACUUUUAAUAGAAAUUCUUUCGGAAGUGAUACGAACCAAGACAGAGCUUUCUGGGAAUCCAAAAGGGUCGCUAAACCGCUAAAAUUCUGUUAAACGGGACAUUAAAAAAACUCUCUCCCACCACACCCAAACAAGAAACGCAGUGAGGGAUCUUUUUUUAUUUUUUUUUAUUUUUAUUUUAAAGAAAAAGAAAAAAAACCUGUAUUUAUGAUUGAUAUAAAACAUUUUUCGUGUUAAGUAGAUUGUUGCAUUGGAAAUAAAUUUAAACAGUAUGGUAGACUGAAUAAUCUUUGUGUACAUUUAGCUUUUGUAUUGUCCAACCUUAAAGCGCUUCAUUUGAUGUUGUCUUGGUCAUUCCAAUAGACUAGAUUGAGGAGCAGGAACUGAUCUGUACUUUAUUUCGGUAUAGUCAAAUCCGCAUCUUGGAUUUUUGUUCACCCAAACUGCCACCGACAGACUCGGCAGAAUCCCUUUGUUCUCAUGAGGGGGUUUCUUUCCUUUGACGGUUGGUGCAGCGACCUGACCAAAAAAAAAAAAAAAAAAGGAAAAGAGAUCUGUUUUGAAAAUGAUUAUUCACUUAUAUUUGUGUUACCUAUUGUGCACUUACAAACGUCUCGACUUACUUUAUCUCUGUCUUUUAUUUUUCUUUCUUUCUUUUUUUUGUAUGCGUGUUACUCUCUCCUUCCUUUUUUGUUUUCUUUUCUUUUCUUUGCUUCCACUGCAUUUUGUAGGUUUCGGAGAUCUUUCUCCUUCGACACUACAAAGCAGAUGUGUAUUUUAUGCAGUGUGGCUGCAGUCUGUUAUAGGCUUUAAUUUCCUUCUUCUUCUUCUUCUUUUGUUGUUGUUGUUGUUGUUGUUGUUGUCAUACAAGAAAAAGAAUAAUAAUAAUUCUCACGCUUUAAAAACGAAAAGAAAAUCCAAAGACUAAACACUUUCACCAUUGGUGCAUAAAGAUGAGAAAAGAGGCUUCUUUAUACUUGAGAAAUUUGUUGCAGUUUUUAAGAAAAGAAAACAAAGUUUUAAAAUAAAAGGAGAACGCAUCAGAGUUGCCGUCUUCGCUUCUUUGCGAGCAGACAGGUGGCUUUUUUACGUCGAAAAAUACCAAGAAUACCAAAAACCAAAAAAGGACGCUCGUCCUUGCGUUGUGGAGUAGCACCAUUACAGAGCCAUUGCAGUUUGUAAGAUAGAAGUGGAGAAUCUCUUUGUUUAACUCUUCUUGUCACACAAGAUAUUUCUUUUUCUUUCUUUCUUUUUUAGUUUUCGUUUUCUUUUUUCUUAAGAAAAUGUAUAAGGUCUGGUCUCUGAGGACAUACGUUUUGCUGCUAAUGUAGAUUUUGAAAAGAAGAAUACCUAGAUGCAUGCUCAUUUUACUUCUUGGCUAAGCUUUAAGAAAAAAAAUGAAAAACAACAAAAAAAAACCACACACACAAACAAACAAAAACAACCAAGUAAACCAUUUCCCUGCCUCUGCGACAUUUUUUUUUCUUCUUGUUGCAAAAACGGAACUUUGAAGACUGUGAAUAUAUGUUCCAAAGGACAUUUUGGCUUUAUCGUUUUCUCUCUCUUUCUUUCUCUUUCUUUCUACUCUUUCUUUUUUAACAGACCAAUGUCAAAAAGCCAAUGAUCUGUCAUGUUUGUAAAGAACAGUGCAUUCCAAAUAGCGCGUCCGAUUUCUUAAGAAACGACAGCAAUCUUUCGAGCGAAUUUUGAAGUAAGAUUUUCUCUCCCCGCGUUAAAAAAAGUAAUUCCGCCAUCGUGGUGUUAAGGAACGUCGCCAUUUUUGGGAGUCGUGUGAAGGGAGUUCACGUCCCCGCAAUCCGCUUAAGGCUGGUUUUUUCUGCGCACUUGAAGUAGAUCAUCGUGUAACAGUGGCUAACCAAAAAUGUACAUAUUGUAAUGCAUCUGGUCCUAACAUGUCUCACCGGUCUAGUGUCAUCACGCCUCUCCGUCUUUAAAAGAGUCUGAGAAAGGAAUAAAGUGUGGAAUGGUGUGGCCUCCCCUCGUGGAAAAAUCAAGUAGGGACCUGCCCCCAGGUUUCUGAAGGGCGUUAAGCCUUUUUGGGUUAUUUUUACGGUGUGUAUUAUUACAGCUUUUCCAAGGGACAUCUUCAUUCCAAAGCGUUCUAUAUAAAACUGGGAAAUUAGCAGCAGUGUUUUUUUGUUUUUUAAUUUUUAUUUAUUAAUAUUUUCUGAUGGUGAUUCUUACCGUUUUGUCCAAAGAGGUCAAUGGAAAUGGAUGUGUUUAAUCCAAAUUUCCCAUUAUUUUUUGGAGAAUUCUCACCAAAAAAAGGAUUCAGUUUGAACUGGACAGCAGGUGUAUCAGCCUAGGUACAUCGCUGCAAUCUAGGAAGCGUGUUAAAGAGUGUUACGUCUUGCAGAGGAAUGUGGUUCGGUGUUUAAAAAGAAAAAAAAUUCUGCAUGCUAUUGAAAUUCGGUCGAUUAUUAUUUUAUUAUUGUUUUUUUUUUUUAAAUGCAAAAGCUUGCCACUUCUAUUCAAUCCUGUUACCUAAAAUAUUUUUUUUCCAUAAUUAUUUGUAAGAAUUUCGAUGUACAGUUUAUUUUUUAAUGCUUUUUUUUUUUUUUUUGCUUCGACUUUCAUUUCAAAUCACGUCGGACAUUUAUUAUUUUUCAUAUAACUAUUUGUAUUUUAUUUUCUGUAUAUUAAUUUUGUGUCGUUGAUGUUUUUUUUUUUGUUGUUGUUGUUGUUGUAUGCAUAAAUUAACGUUUUUAACACCAGCUUUAAAUUUCAAUCACUUGUUUGUUUGGUUUUUUUUCUUAUUAUUCUAAGACCUGGCCACUUUAAAUGGUGUACCAAUGUUCCUAUAUUUGUCUUUUUCGACAAUGUUUGAUCUCUCGCUUCCAAAGUGUGCUCUUUAUUUAACGGGCUCUUUAUUUCGUGAGGGAUGAAGUUCAGAUCCUCACAAUCAACUCUGCCAGCAUGGACUGUGUGUGUUUUUAUUUCUUUUCUUUAUUUUUUUAUUUUUAUUUUUUAGGAGCCAACGUCAGUUUAUUUAGUAUUGUGUUUUGUUUUUUUUAUUUUCUCUCCACUUUCAUUUCACACCAAAACAUUCAAAACUGCAAAGCUGUUUCUUCAGUACAAGAGAAUUUUUUUUUUAUUCCUAAUAAUUGGGUAAUGAGAAAUUGAUACUGAAGCACUGAGCAGUUUCCUUUUUUAAUACACUUCAUUAAAUAUAUGUAUGUGGCCAAAGCAUAAUGCAGAUGAAAAGUUGUUGCCCCUGAUGAGUGUAUAUUUAUUGUGGCACAACACAACACAUGACUGAGAUACAUCGACUCUCAUCGGGAUACUUGAUUUUUUGGUUUUUUGGUUUUUAUUUUUUUUAAAUAAUUUUUUUGUGGACAUUUUGCAAAGAGAGACAGAAGGCAGGUUUUGCUGUAGAGGUCAUCCUUUUUGCCCACUGUGAAGAAACAUGUAUACAGAUAUAGAUAUAUUUAAAGAAGACAUCAACUUUUUUUUAAAUGACAAAGAAGGAAAACAAAGAGAACAGAACUCUGGGAAGCUUUGGAAAAAUGUCAUUAAAAUGUCUAGGAAGGCUGUCGAAACUGGGGAUGGGAGCCAAAGGCAGGAAAAAAAAUCAUCAGAGGCACCUCUUGAUAUCCAGUCGUUAUUUAAUUACUGACAAUAUGCCUACGGAAACAGACUCAGCAACCGGCGGACGUACAGUACGUGAAAACAGAGAGGAAUAAAAACCCGGAGACUUCCCGGACGCGGCCGGAUCGGCCGCUCUUUCGGAACAGUGGAUGAAAUCCACAGGAUGGACGGUACCACACGUCUCUAUUUUCGCCCAGUCCAUGGUGUUGCUACCUGUUUCGUUUUUCUUCGUCUCGUCGACGGACAGCACUGACCUGGAGUCAGCCGGGGGAGGGGGGGAAACAAUCUCAUCAAACCAUUGAAAAAGUAAAGGACUCGCUGUUCGAGGAGUGUGAGGGGGUUUUCUUGGCUGUCAUUCCUGAGGAAGCAGUUAUACACGAAAAAGCAAAUGAAACCAAAAUUAACAAGCAACCAAACAAAAACAAACAAAAACGAAAAAAAAAACAAAAACAAAACACGAGCUCCGAUUUCAAAGACAAAC